Aricia agestis (brown argus) is the source of this 2863-nucleotide messenger RNA. RefSeq names its product zinc finger and SCAN domain-containing protein 12-like. Lineage: Eukaryota; Metazoa; Arthropoda; Insecta; Lepidoptera; Lycaenidae. Bases 417 to 2486 code for a protein of 689 amino acids. The record is from RefSeq and is a predicted model, not a curated record. The transcript is spliced from 19 exons. Gene Ontology annotation, cellular component: nucleus. Gene Ontology annotation, molecular function: RNA polymerase II cis-regulatory region sequence-specific DNA binding; DNA-binding transcription factor activity, RNA polymerase II-specific. Gene Ontology annotation, biological process: regulation of transcription by RNA polymerase II.
UGCUAAAGAAAUGGACGUUGGGUCAGUUUUUAGGUUUUGCGAAUUUUGUUUAUAUCUCCGACAAUCGCGCUCGUAAACUUUUGUAAUCACUUUUAAAAUCGUUCCUUUUGCACAAGGAUGUAGUGCGUGCAUUUAGAAAUGUGUUUAUUCGUGUGAAUUAAGUGUUUUCGUUUGGCUUACUGAACACCAUUUGCUGCUAUUACAAUUGAUUAGUUAGUAUAUGUGUACAGUAAUUUUCUCAAGCGUUUUAUUGUUUUAAAAUCGAAAAUUUGUUGGUAAUAUUAAGUUUAAUUGACUUUCUAGUGUAAAAUAAUCGUUUAAGUGUUAGGUUUAAACUUGUUGGAGUGGUUAAAAUAGGUUUUUUUCGUUAAAAGGGAAGAUGGUUUCUUUCCUUUAGUGACCAAUAUAUACAAGUUAUGGCACUCUGUGAAAGUCAAUUGGACUCAGUGAUGCAGAUAAACGGUGGUGAAUCUACGGGUGACGAGCAGACGACCCCCGACAAGAAGAUGGAGACCAAUGGAGAUAUUUACGUGCCUCCGCUGCCCCUCAGUGUGGACUUCCGUUCCCCGGUGUCGCAUUUCGUGCCGCCAGCUGUCGAGCUGUACGCCGCUAGACACACCAAGCCCGAGGCACAUGUUGCUCCGGCGACCAGCGAAACCCCCCCUCCUGUCAAACGGAAGAGGGGUAGGCCCCGGGUCGAUAAAACGAGUCCAGAGUACCUCGCGAAUUUGGCGGCGAGAAAACAGGCCAAAGAAAUGGCUGCGGUGAUAAACAGCCACGGAGAGUCGGGUGAGAAGCGCAAGCGAGGCCGGCCGAGAGUGGACAAGACCAGCCCGGAGUAUCUAGCCAGGAAGCGGGCUAGGGAACUCGAAGCAUUGGAGAAGAAGGCGAAACGGGAAUAUAGGAGGCGAACCACCGGUGGGAAAAUCGUGAAAAACAGUAUGGCGGAACGUACGCGGAAAAAAAUUCAAACCAAGAACAAAAUUUCAACGAACACGAAAAAAGUUUUGAGAAAAAUACCAAUGAAAUCUGCGCGGAACGCAGAUAAAAAAAUGAUUAUUCGACGAAAUUCAAAAUUUCUAAAGAGGAAAGAUUCAGCGGCGUCGUCGUCGGCGGGUGAGUCGACGCCGCGCGUCAAACGCAAGUACACAAAACGGACGCCCAGUACUAAGAAAGACGCGAUGCCGUCGGGCGAGCGCGUGAAAGGCAAGCGUGGGCGGCCGCGCAAGAUCGACCCCUCCAAGCAGCCGCAGCAACCACGCAUCCGCGUCAGAAGCAACCUGAUGCCGUCGUGUUCGGAGUUGAUAUCUCUAGAUAGCGACGACGAGCCAGAUUUGGGAUCGCCGGGCCAGGCGUCAGAUUCGCUGAGUUUCGACGAGAACCUGCGAGCACUGCGGCAUAUACACGAGAAAUAUGCCAAUAUCGAUAAGGAUGACCUAUACGAGGCGCAUCUUCUCGCGGCGAACUUCAAGAAACCCCCCAUGGACCAAGUGCAGAGACUAGCCAGAGAAGAGGACGAGGUGUUAUCCAUACGAAGUUCUGAAGAUGGCGCCUCUGUCAAGGAGUUAAACACGAGAGUCGAGAAAUUGGAAGAUUCCUCCAAUUCCGACUCCGAGAGCAGUAGUUCAGGAUCUGGCAGUUCGAGCUCGUCGUCCAGCUCGUCGUCCAGCUCCAGCAGCUCGAGCUCGUCCGACAGCUCGGACAGCGACAGCGACGCCGACAACGCCGCGGACAACGACAAACCGCCCAACAACACCACAGAGGAUGACAGAUCGUUCGGCGCGUGGUCGUACAGUCGGACGUCCGGCACGGUCACGGAGUCCGGCUCUGAGUCGGACCCGGAGCGGAACAGCACCGUGCCGGUCCCCGCCAACGACGACAUCAGCGAGUCAGAGAACGAGUCGGCCGACAAGAGCUUCCAGUGCCACAUAUGCCGGAAGUGGUACUCCACGCGUGUUACUCUCAAGAUCCACCGACGAGUGCACCAGAACAAGGGCGGCGGAAACUCGCGGUCGCGCGCGCGAUCCUCCGACCGGUACGAGUGCGACUGCUGCAACGAGACGUUCAACAGACGGGAGAAGCUGUGGGAACAUAAAGCGGAGGCGCACCGCGGGUCGAUGACGGUGCGGUGUGAGGUGUGCAAGAAGUGCUUCGAGGACGAUGCGGAGUUGGCGGCGCACGACAGCACACACACCGAUGACGAGCGGGCAGGUCGUUGCGGCGAAUGCGGCGCUGUGUUCGGUCGGUGGGAGGCGCUGCGGCGGCACCGCGCGGCGCACGGCCCGCCCACGCCGUCGCGCCUUCCGCACGCGUGCGCGCAGUGCGGCAAGCGCUUCUCGCACGCGCACUCGCUCACACGACACAUGCACAACCACGCCAAGCAGCUGUACCGCUGCGUCGUGUGUAAGGAGUCAUUCGCCCGGCCGGACCAGCUAGCGCAGCACCUCAACAGCCACCUCGCCAACUACAAGCGUCUCAAACAGUAGGCGAGACUGUCAUAGUUAGCUAAUGCAUAGUUUUAUACUGAUAGACAAUAUUCGCUGUAGGGUAGUGGACGACCGCCGGACGCAUACCCCGUGGUAUUACGAUGAAAGUCAAUUUGAACAUGCCUUGUAGUAACAUGUGUUAAACAGAUGUUGACAAAGAUUAAGUCAAGAAGAGAAGAAAGAAGGAUCAUGGAAGUAAGACUAGAAUUGAAACCGUGAGUAGUAGCUUUUGUAAGAGCGAAAGAGAUAAGUAUAUCUUUGCUAUCUUGUUUAUAAGGCUGUCUCAGUUUUGGAGUCCAAAAUAUUUUGGAGUUGAGUAAAUAGUUGUGCCUAUAAUAUAAAAAACAAAACUUGAGAUGUGUCAAGGGACACCCGGA